This is a messenger RNA of Bipolaris oryzae ATCC 44560, 2433 nucleotides long. RefSeq lists its product as uncharacterized. The coding region runs from base 1 to 2433 and encodes 810 amino acids. The record is from RefSeq and is a predicted model, not a curated record. NCBI's taxonomy places the organism in Eukaryota, Fungi, Ascomycota, Dothideomycetes, Pleosporales, Pleosporaceae. The transcript has 2 exons.
AUGGCCGUCACUGCAGCCUCCCGUCCUGCUCCCCCCAGGGGACAGCGCUCCCCGACGCUCAGCGAUGCGGGCAUGAUCCUGCCCGCCCUCGAGGCCGACUACGAGCGCGCGACCUCGCCCAUUCCCUUGAUUGAGCGUCCGCCUUCGCCAUCCGACCUCUACCGACAUGCCGACUCGAGUCCUCGCCGAUUAAGUUCAGGACUCCACAGCCGGCGCCGCGCCUCGCAACAAAUAAGUUUCCCGUCACUAUCAGCACAGUCCUCGCUUUCCGCACAGUCCUCGCGCUCGACACUUCGCAACGCAGCCGAUUCAGUCGCCUCCUCCAGGAGCAUGACUACUCGUGAUCUCAUUCUGGCCUCGUCGCCUACCAUCCACACUGCUCCCAGCAGCCACUCGCCCGGCAGUUGGCGCGGCCACGACCAGCGCAAAGUCAGUCCCUCGUCCAGCUCAAUCUUCACCGAGGAUCUCGACCACUGGCCCGGCUUCGACAGCCACGACAACUUCGACGACAGCGGCGUGGAUCUCGAAGAGCAGGAGAGACGACACCGCUCAAAGACUGACACCGACACUGGCGACGCCAUGACAGCCAAUAUCAGUGACGACGAAGACGAUCCCUAUUCGUCAGCAGCGCUCAGCAGAAGGGCAGAGAUCAUCCUGGCUAAUGCCAAAAAGAGGUUGAAUGUCAUGGAGGGAAAUCUUCGGGGUGCCCGAGAGUCAUUGGUCACCUCACCCACCUUCAGUCCCAAAGGCGGCUUGUCUUCUGACCUUUCACACCAUAUGGCAGCCAGCCGCGAGCGUGACCGACGACUUUAUGCCGGCAUGGGACCGAUCCCUCCGCGCCUUUCUUCCUACCGACAGUCGCUACUCACUCCCAAUGGCAGCACUGGCCAUUCGCGCAACCUAAGUGAAACAUCAGUGCCGCUUCCCUUUACUCCCUCGUACGUGUCGAGAGCCUCGUCGAUCAAACGAGCCUCCAGUGCAUUCGGUCAUACCAGCGGUCCAUGGGCGCCGGAGAGCUAUGGUCAGGGGCGAUUUCCCAUUAAAGAAUCCCGAAGCGUAGACCAACUUCGCGAUGCACGUAAUACGUGGAACACCUCGGAACGCGAGCAGGCUGUACGAUCUGCUUCGAGAAGCUCUAAAUCUCCGCCUGUGCUAGAAACCCUACGCGAGGACGAAGACGGAGCCAGGAUACACCGAUCUACAUCCGCAGCCAGUGGCCUUCGUGACCAGAUGAACGAUCUCAGGGGUAGAAUCUCGAGUCUGAAGCUGAAGGCACAAGAAGAUCACCUCCGGCGGCGCAGUAUACAGAGUCUACGUGCACCUAGCCCCUUUACCUCGGCCGACACAUGGUAUCCGUCAUCAAAUACAUAUCGACCUGAAAGCCCCAUUACUGGAGCUACUGGGCUGGGCAUCACGACUUCACCGCACACUCGGACUGGGCUCUAUCCCGAAGUCCAGGACCGGCCAUUGACUGCUACCACUACAACCUCGCAGUUGCACGGAGAGAAACUGGUGACACAGUACAAAGACCAGCCCGCGACUACCAGAAGCAAUGGGUACUCUGGCCGUUCGUACGAAGAAGCCGAGGUCGAUUCUGGAGAGUCUGAGGCAUAUGAACGGUCCGAGGUGGAUGAUAGUGACUUUGUCUCAGUCUAUGGUGAGGACGGGAUGGCGGACCCAGAGAGCGUAUACGAGGAUGCGGUGUAUGAGAUGCCUACGACGGAGCGACACGAGGACCGAGUGGAUGCGUUCGACUACGAGACCUUCUUCCUGCACAGUGCCAUGGGAACGUACAGUCUGGGAGACCGUCGGUCGAGCACAAGUUCGGGUACCUCAGUAGCCACGACGCGACCGAUGACGGCUGUUCAGACUGGCGAGGACCAAAGCAAAGCUGAAAAGCGAGUAUCGUUUCACCAACGGAACCCAAGCGCCGACUCGGUAUCGACGGUGGCCACAUUUGCUACUGCAGCCGAAGAGCAAGAUGACGACGAUGAGGAUGCGAACGAGCAGAUGGAUCAGUUCUCGCAGCAGAUAAUGUCUGGUCAAUCACGGUUGCUCUCUCAGCAUAUUGGUCGCAACAGCUAUUUGUCGCUCCGGUCCGACUCGGCGAUCAACAUGCGCAGCAGCGGCAUCUCGCCUCCUCAGUCGUCACUAUCUCGCGGCUCGCCUUCACCAGCCGAGUUUGCCAGUGGCCUGCAAACGUCCAAGCUCUUCUCCAUCUUGACGGAAAAUUCAAGAGACGAGCCGCGGAUUGCGCUCAGCGACGAAGAGACACAGCUGGUGUACGGCGUUGCUGCAGGCAUCCAACACGUAUGCUCGCAGCUGCAGAGCACGUACGGCGAGGCGUACGAGCGCAAGGCAUGGCGACGAAGACUUGACGAAGCGCGCAAGAUUCUCAUGGGCGAGGACCUGGAAGACGGCCAAACUUGUUGA